Callorhinus ursinus (northern fur seal) is the source of this 2401-nucleotide messenger RNA. It is a transcript of the gene FBXO43, whose product is annotated as F-box protein 43. Gene Ontology annotation, cellular component: nucleus. The record is from RefSeq and is a predicted model, not a curated record. NCBI's taxonomy places the organism in Eukaryota, Metazoa, Chordata, Mammalia, Carnivora, Otariidae. Gene Ontology annotation, biological process: regulation of mitotic nuclear division; negative regulation of meiotic nuclear division. Gene Ontology annotation, molecular function: zinc ion binding; protein binding.
CCGAAUUUGGGAAGGUUCCUCAGUUCCCAGACUCGCUGGAGAGAACAAGGAUAUUGAAAUUACCAUUACCAUUAUCUGGAGAGCUGAAAGAAAUUCAAAAUGGUUUAGGCCUUUUCAUAUGUUAGGAAUAAUCCCUGAAGCGUGUACUUUAUGUACCUUGCCAAUCUUAGCAGUCAUCAUGCUGCUGCAGGUUUCAAUUGUCCAAACUAGAGUUUUUAAUCGGUAAUACUUUGGCAUGAGUUUUGAAGGCAAAGUGAAAGAUUUUCUUGUUUGGAAGCUCACAUAACUGACAUCUAAGAUCUCAAGAUUGACUGAUGAAACAUUGUGAAGAUGUCAGAGAGACGUUCAAGCCAAGCUUGCAGUGGAGCAGAAAAUGAGGUGGACUCUCCUACUGUCAACUUCAAAUCCUCCAGAUUCAGAGAUUUCUGUUCCACAUCUUCAUUUCAAGAUAGUGGCUACAAUGAGUUGUUACAACCUUGCAACUUUGGUAGUGCAGAUAAAGAAUUUUUUGGAAAGAAAGAAAAAGGCCCAACAUUAAUCCAUGAACAUCCUGAAACUUCAAAUAUGGGCUUAACUCAUCCUUUAGAAUCUCCAACUCAAAAAAAGAGAUUUGUCUUUUCUAGGAAGGAAAAUGAUAAAACUCCAGAACUUUGUGAAACCCCUAAAGUCAGUGGAAAAAAAUUUUUACUGCGUAGAAGGUUGGACAUAUCUUUCUCUCUCCUAAAGGGGUACUGUGAAUCACAAAACAGUUCUCUAGAAAGUAGUAUAAACCAAGUCCUCAACUUAGAAAAAAAUAAUCCAAGCUGUGCUGCAAGUUUUCCAAGGCAAACCAAUUUUAGUCCUUUAGUUACUAGUACUUUGAAAACAGAAGAAACAACUUCCAGCAGUCAAAAAUUGAGACUUAAUUUUUCUCAACAGAAGACUUCCACAGUUGAUGAUUCCAAAGAUGACUGUAGCCUAUUUGAAGUUGAAUGUAUAUCUCCGAUUCAGGGCGAUAGUUUUAAAGACUCUAUCACAUAUGACCUUAGUGAUAGCAGUCUGUUUGUUAAUGAUGAGAAUACAUAUCCCAAACUUCUGGGCUCUUCUGCUAGUCGAACAUCUUGUGGAACAAAUGAGAAUUUAUGUGUGACUCCAAUAAGUAAUCUUGUAGCAAACAUUAAAUAUAAUGCAAGUCAAAGGCUCUCUCCUUCAGCUGAAGUGAGGGGCAAUAUUUCAACACCUGAAGACAGUGGUUUUAACUCACUUUGUUUGGAUAAAUCAGAAGAUUCCCUCUCUGACCAGGAGGGUUCUUUUCGAGAACUUUGGAAACAUAAGGGAACUGUCAAAGUGGGGGACACCAUUAAAAAGUCAGGGCAUCUUCGGAGGCUGAGAAGAUUGUCUACCCUUCAGGAACAAAGCUCACAGUCUGAGACAGAAAGGGACUCCGACUUGGAAGCAACACCAGCAACUGCUUCAGACACGUCGGAGAAUCAGCCGAGCAGUGACAAUGAGAUUUUAAGCUUUAAGAAUUUAUCAAAGACCCCAGCCUUGCAGUUAGUGCACGAGCUCUUUAUGAGAAACAAAAGAAAAAGAUUCCAGCAAAAUGGUGCACAUGAAUUCUUAGAAGAGAAGGAUGGGGGGCAAAUAGCUGUACUACAGUGUGUACUUGCAGGACUGAUUGGCAAGAAAAUGGGUAUAGAAAAACUGGACAUCUUAACGGAAUUAAAAUAUAGAAAUUUAAAACACAUUCUUGCUAUGGUUUUCGAUUCCUUGACUGCAGAAAGCCUAUGCAGUGUUUGGAAAGUGAGCAGAAAUUGGCGAGAAAUUAUUGUUCAAGAUAAAAAAGCAAAUCGGAGGAGGAAAUGUUAUAUCUCACAACUGAAAGCAGAUUCUGAGGGGGCUAUAUUAAAUGUUGAGGAUGCUGCCACUCGGCUCCAUCUUUUAAAUCGAUCAGCUUUAAGAUCUGUACAAGCUCAGGCUAGGAUACCAGGUUUUCAGAAAGGAGAAGUUUCAACAUUUUCUCCUUGGGGAGAAGUUUUGACACCUACAGCAAGCUCUUCUGUUACUCCCUUAAGUAGUAAACAAGAUGAAUAUGUUAAGGUUGCCAAAACACUAUUUAUUGAUGAAGCAUUAAAACCUUGCCCCAGGUGCCAAUCCCCUGCUAAGUACCAGCCGUAUAAGAAAAGGGGACUGUGCAGCAGUACAGCCUGUGGUUUUGACUUUUGUGUGUUAUGUUUGUGUGCUUAUCAUGGGUCUGAAGAAUGUAGUAGAGGAGCAGCGAAGCCGAGAAAUAGGAAAGAUGCUCUUCCAGGAAGUGCCCAGAGUAAGCGGAAUUUAAAACGCCUUUGAGGAGACUCUCAAAUAAAAGAAGCAUUCCCCCUAAACAGCGUUUUGUCUGACUUAAAAUUAUGAAUAUUUUGAA